Messenger RNA from Closterium sp. Naga37s-1, 711 nucleotides. The record is from the annotation of a GenBank genome assembly. Lineage: Eukaryota; Viridiplantae; Streptophyta; Zygnematophyceae; Desmidiales; Closteriaceae.
AUGGAUUUGAUUCAGGCACUGAGGGACGUGGCAGAAGUGGAUAGGCUGGUCGGCAGCAGCAGCAGCAAGAGAUUGCGGUCCCGAUCUGGCCCCCUGAGGAUGGGCGAUGCUGAGUCUGCAGGCCUUGCUGCUGAGUCAGCAGGCCCUGUUGCUGAAUCAGCAGCCACUGCUGGGUCAGCAGGCUCGGACACGUCAUCAGCGGUGGAAGCAGUUACUGCGGGUGGUGGUGCUGCGUCUGCUAGUGCAGGUUCGGGGCCCGAGCCUGCUGGCCCGGGGCAACGCAGGCUGAGAUACCGAGCCAGGUCCGGGCCUCUGCAUGGUUCGGCAGGUGGCUCGGGCGGCCGUGGGGCAGGCAGGACGGGAGGUUCAGGAAGGCUGAUGAGCAGUAGCGGGGAACUCUAUAAGGAGGCAAAGGGAACGGAGGGCGAUAACAGGCAGGAAUCCUGGACAGGCGAAUUGGGCAAACGGAUUGGUGGGUUUGGGGAAUGGACUGGUGAAGGGAUGGGCGAAAAGAUUGGUGAAGGGAUGGGCGAAAGGAUUGGUGAAGGGAUGGGCGAAAGGAUUGGUGAAGGGAUGGGCGAAAGGAUUGGUGAAGGGAUGGGCGAAAGGAUUGGAGUAACUGGAGGGUGGUCAGGAGGGUCUGGUAGGGGCAGCACGGAGCUCAGUACUCCGUCUCCUCCUUUUCCUCUCGUUCAGCCCGGGCAGCACUGA